This is a messenger RNA of Coprinopsis cinerea okayama7#130, 1353 nucleotides long. Its product is annotated as palmitoyltransferase PFA4. The record is from RefSeq and is a predicted model, not a curated record. Gene Ontology annotation, molecular function: protein-cysteine S-palmitoyltransferase activity. The coding region runs from base 1 to 1353 and encodes 450 amino acids. NCBI's taxonomy places the organism in Eukaryota, Fungi, Basidiomycota, Agaricomycetes, Agaricales, Psathyrellaceae. Gene Ontology annotation, cellular component: endoplasmic reticulum membrane. The transcript has 10 exons.
AUGAACCCUAUCCUUGGUCGUAUCGCUGUUGGAUUUGUGCUAUGUCUGAUUUCCUUCAUCGCGUAUACGUCGCAGAUAUUCGUGAUUUGGCCAUGGUAUGGACGAGAGUGGUCGAUUGAGCUUCUGCAAUUGCUGGUGCCAUUCAAUAUCUUGGUCGCAAUAUUGUUCUACAACUAUUAUCUCUGUGUCACGACGGACCCCGGUACUGUUCCUCCUGGAUGGAAACCAGAUACCCACAGCGACGGUUACGAAGUGAAGAAACUCACUGGGGAGCCCAGAUACUGUCGGAUGUGUCAGUGCUAUAAACCACCUAGGACACACCAUUGUCGGGACUGCAAUCGUUGCGUUCUUCGAAUGGACCACCACUGCCCUUGGAUAAACAACUGCGUUGGGCAUCAUAACUAUUCGCACUUCCUCCGGUUCCUCUUCUACGUCGAUGUUGCAUGCUCCUACCACCUGGCGAUGGUCGGCAAGCGGACUCUGGAUGCUAUGAGCGGUAACUACUUCUGGGCAAGUGUUCAUAUUGAGCCUACAGCAACAGAACUCGUUAUCACCAUCAUGAAUUUCGUAGCCUGUGUGCCCGUCCUGCUCGCCGUUGGGGGAUUUAGUAUCUACCACCUCUUCAAUUUGCUCGGUAACUCGACUACAAUCGAAGGGUUUGAGAAGGAUAAAGUUGCCACCAUGAUUCGCAAGGGUCAGAUACAAGAGGUUAAAUUCCCCUAUGAUCUGGGCCGAAUGCGUAAUAUCAAAGCGGUCUUGGGCGACAACCCACUUUUCUGGUGCUGGCCGCAACGCAUGCCAGGAAACGGGUUGAAGUUUGAACUGGCUCAUCACGCCGAAGACGAGGAAGAGAAGAAGUAUAAACACACCUCCCACGAACAUCAAGUCUGGCCGCCUCGGGAUCCAGAUUCCGUUGGACGUCCCAAAAUCGAUCUCUCCGCUUCGCCUUUCACUUACGGAAACGAUACCCUCAAUCCCGAACUUCAACCUACCAAUUUGCGACGCCGUUCUUUCAACGGUCGAGGGCCUCCCGCACACGCACUGCCUCCAUACCACCCAGACUAUCAGGAAGGAUACUUCGUCGGUGAGGAUGGAAGUUGGGAUGAGAGCGACGAGGUGUGUAGUGAAGGCGAUGUCCCGGACGGGAGAGUGCGGGUUCGUCGUGGCUCCGAAGGGUACGAGGUCAAGCCGCAGUCCAGAGAGGAUAUGCUACGGAGGUACAUCGAGGAGCUUGGGGAGGAUCCAUAUCGUUAUAAUCGCUACGAACCAGAGCCAUUCACAGAAUCUGAGGAAGAAUCGGACGACGAUAAUAUUCCUCUAGCACGGGUUGCUGCUACGGACAAGAAUGUAUGA